UACAUUACAGUGUUUAAUUUGAGUAUAGUGUUAUGAUUGUUUGUUUAUCAAGGCAUUAGAAUUAAGUCUCUACGUAUUGCAAACUGGAUUGGAUCUAUAAAACAAAAUUGAAAUAGUUGUCACAGUUGCAGGUGAUAGAAAUAUUUGGAACUUAGUAAAAAGAAUGUUUGCCGGUUACUUGCUGUCGCUGGUUGCCUUUGGAGCAGUAUUGACGGCAGCUAAGAGUGUUGCCGUCGAGGAUGCUACUAUAGUCAAUCCAGAUGAAGAGAUCAGGAACGUCCUUCCAACUCUUCGAGAGCCUGACGCUCCCAGCGACGUAGCUCCACCUGCGACGGUUGACGUCUCCCUUGACCAGUUGCAGGACACACUCAAGAUCUCAGACCAUGACAUCGUAGUACCGUAUGAUUCCAGGACGUUUACAUCAACAGGUGGCGUCGAACAAAAAAGGGGCCCUACUUAUUGGCAAUCCUUUUCCAAUUAUGUCUCUUACUUGAUUCAGUUGCCUGUCCGGAUGUUGUAUUCGUUGCGUGAUGCUGUUUGGAGAGCGACGGGCACGUCAAAUGAAGGUACUACAGAUGAAGUUAUACUUUCAAGUGUCUGACUUUGAAAUAGGGUAUUUUUGUAAUGGAAAUUUCAUGUUCAACUUGAAUCGUCCAGUAUACAAAACGUAUUUUUUUAACGUUUGUAGCUUUUAUAAAGAAUUGUACAAUACCCGUUUAUAAUAAAUGAA
Homalodisca vitripennis (glassy-winged sharpshooter) is the source of this 730-nucleotide messenger RNA. RefSeq lists its product as uncharacterized. The transcript is spliced from 4 exons. Bases 164 to 601 code for a protein of 145 amino acids. NCBI's taxonomy places the organism in Eukaryota, Metazoa, Arthropoda, Insecta, Hemiptera, Cicadellidae. The record is from RefSeq and is a predicted model, not a curated record.